Molecule: messenger RNA, 2445 nt
Organism: Theobroma cacao (cacao)
Lineage: Eukaryota; Viridiplantae; Streptophyta; Magnoliopsida; Malvales; Malvaceae
Product: putative LRR receptor-like serine/threonine-protein kinase At1g05700
Biological process (GO): protein phosphorylation
Molecular function (GO): protein kinase activity; ATP binding
Source: RefSeq, a predicted model, not a curated record
AUGGCAGAAAUUGGAAUGAAUGCCAAUAUAUCUGAUGAGUACAUGACAUCCGCUUCCAAUCAACAGCUCAGAACCCUUAGAAGCUUUCCUAACGGAAGCAGAAACUGUUACAAUCUAAAAGUUGAAAUUGGAAAAACCAUUUUGGUCAGAGCAUCCUUCAUGUAUGGAAACUAUGAUGGCCUGAAUCUUACACCAACAUUUGACCUCUUCCUUGGGGUUCAGGAAUGGACCACAGUUAACUUUACUGGUCCGGAGACCAUUGUAAGGAAAGAGAUCAUACAUAUUCCCACCACAGAGGAUAUCGACAUUUGUCUUGUGAAAAAAGGUUCCACAAUUCCUUUUAUUUCAGCGUUGGAGUUGAGGCCCUUGCCAGAUUCUACUUACAACCUAACCACAUCCGAGUACUUAGUGCUCCUAAAGCGCACAGAUAUUGGUUCUACAACAAAUGGAUCAAUAUUCAGGUACAAUGAUGAUAUUUCUGACCGCAUCUGGAGCCCCCCUGAUUCUCCUAAUAAUGUGAAGCCAAUCAGUGAUGCGUCUAACAGAGGUUCCUUAGACGAUGGUGAUUACAAAGUGCCAAUCCCGGUUAUGGCAACUGCAGUCACAACAACAGCAGAUAAUGUUACUUCCUUGUCAUUCAAAUGGAAACCUGAAACCAAGAACUGUUAUGCCUACUUGCACUUUGCUGAAGUUGAGAACCUUCAGAGCAACGAGCUUAGAGAGUUUGACAUCUCAGUGAAUGAUGAGCUGCCAAUAGGUACUGUUACAGUUAAACCCUCAGACAAACCACAAACUUGGCAGAGCCCCUUUACCUUCACCGGAAAGGAUGUAGAGAUCAAAUUAAACAGGACUGCUAAUUCCACCCAUCCGCCUAUUCUCAAUGCUGUGGAGAUUUUUAUGUUAUAUAACUUCUCAAAAGUACCAACCGAAAGAAAUGAUGUUGAAGCAAUAAGGGGAAUCAGGGAAAGUCUAGGAGUUAAGAAGAACUGGCAAGGAGAUCCUUGUUUUCCUGCUGAUCUUCAUUGGGAUGGUGUGGAGUGUGAAGAUAUUAAGAGUAUCACCACUGUGAAUUUGCGCUCUUGGGGAUUGAAGGGGAAUAUACCAAAGUACUUUGGUAAUCUCACGUCAAUUGUAACUCUAGAUUUAUCCAACAAUAGCUUGGAAGGAGACGUGCCUGAUUUAUUAUUGCAUUUGCGGGACCUGAAGCUUUUCAAUUUAUCCUUCAACAAUCUCAGAGGUUCAGUUCCACCUGAGCUGAUAGAGAAAAAUGGCAGUGACGGAUUUCAUUUGUUUUUGGAUGGUAACCCGGAUCUUUGUUUGUCUGGAUCAUGCAAAAAGAAGCGGCCUGUCGCUGCAAUUGUAGCAUCCGUCACAGCAGUUGUUUUUGUCCUCUUGGUAGUGUUCAUUAUUUCAUGGAAACUCAAAAGAAUAAGGAAAGAACAUAUGCCUCUUGAGGAAGCUAGACCACUGGAGUCCAGAAAUAAUCAAUUCACAUAUUCUGAGGUAGUUAGUAUCACAAACAACUUUGAAAAAGUCAUUGGAAAAGGAGGUUUUGGAACAGUUUAUUACGGAUGCUUGAAUGAUGACACUGAAGUUGCUGUUAAGAUGCUUUCAGAAUCAUCAAAUCAAGGGUCUGAACAGUUCCAGGCUGAGGCCAAACUUCUAAUGACAGUUCAUCACAAAAACUUGACUUCUCUAAUAGGGUAUUGCAAUGAUGGCACAAAUAUGGGGCUUAUCUAUGAAUACAUGACCAAUGGAAAUCUAGAAUGUCAUUUAAAAGAUAGAAACAGAAAUUCCCUGGGGUGGGAACAAAGACUAAAAAUAGCAAUAGAUGCAGCACAAGGUUUGGAGUAUUUACAUGAGGGUAUUAAGCCACCUGUAAUCCACAGAGAUGUGAAGAGUAGCAACAUUUUAUUGGAUAGGAAGUUUUAUGCCAAACUUGCAGAUUUUGGGUUGUCAAAAGCUUUUAAGUUUGAAUCUAGCAGUGGAGUAACAACUGACAAAGUUUGUGGUACUCCAGGGUACCUUGAUCCAGAGUACUAUAUCUCAACAAGAUUAACUAAGCAGAAUGAUGUUUAUAGCUUUGGGGUUGUUCUCUUGGAGAUGAUCACGGGCCAAUCAGCAAUCAUUCGUAGAAACAAUGAAUGCAUCAUCCUUGUUAAAUGGGUGACACCAAUGCUUGAACGAGGAGAUAUCCAAAACAUUCUUGACCAGCAUUUAGGGGUUUAUGACAUUAAUUCUGUAUGGAAAGCUGUGGACUUAGCAAUGACUUGUGUAUCAAGCAAUCCCGAAGCUAGACCUAAUAUGAGCAGUACAGUGAUGGAUCUGAAAGUGUGUCUGAAAAUGCAGAUGGCAUGGUCCAAGAAGCAGGAGUCAAGAUCAGCAGAAUCUAUUGAGAUAAUUCCUCUGAAUAUUGGAACAGGACCUGGUCCCAGUGCGAGAUAG